This is a messenger RNA of Cyclospora cayetanensis, 2403 nucleotides long. RefSeq names its product mitochondrial proton/calcium exchanger protein. Lineage: Eukaryota; Apicomplexa; Conoidasida; Eucoccidiorida; Eimeriidae. Gene Ontology annotation, biological process: intracellular monoatomic cation homeostasis. Gene Ontology annotation, molecular function: ribosome binding. The record is from RefSeq and is a predicted model, not a curated record. The coding region runs from base 1 to 2403 and encodes 800 amino acids. Gene Ontology annotation, cellular component: mitochondrial inner membrane. The transcript is spliced from 15 exons.
AUGUACACAACGCAUAAACAGAGAGACACUGCAGGAGGCCUUUCGGAGCCACUUCCUUCUUCCCAAGGCCCCCCCCCACAGAGUCUUUCGGGGGAGUUGGGGCAACUCCGGAGGCCCCCCCGGGCCCCUUCAGCUUCCAACAAGGCACACGCUCAGGAGCGGGAGCGUACUGUGGCAUGUGCUGUCUCGAAACGUGUGCCUGAGGCCAGACAAAGGGGCCCCAUGACGGCCCCUUUGUCCAGACGCGAUGGGAGGAGGGCAGCGAAUGAGUUUCAAGGAGAACACCGGGGAGGCCUCACCCUUCCGGAAACGCCCCUGCCCACAAGCACGACAUUACAUACCUGGCGCUGGUGCUGUACAGGCUUUCGUCUAUUCUUUGCGAAUGUUCGAGUGUCUCAUCAGCUUCUCAAGAAGAAGAUCUUGGGCUAUCCCCUGCGCUACAAUGAACAUAAGCUCCUUGUUCGGACUACAGCAGACGCCCUUAAACUGAUUCCGUUCUCCUUGCUCAUCAUCGUUCCUCUGGGAGAGCUUCUUAUCCCCGUCGCGCUCCGACUCUUCCCGAACAUGCUGCCUUCGACUUUCCAGCAAAAGCAGGUGGAUCACGCCUUUCUGAGUAGGAAACUGCAGGCAAAGCAGGAGCUUGCCGCCUUUUUUCAGGAGCUGCUGCAAGAGAGAACUCGGCAUCUUAUUGAACAGACACCCGCUGCUGACUCUGCGGCGAAAUCCAAGGCUUUGAAAUCCUUUCAGCAAAAGCUUCUCAAGCCGAACACCUGUGGGGAACCUCCACUGCCCGGGUUGAAUGAAAUUCUAGAAUUUUCCCGUUUAUUCAAGGAUGACUUUGUCAUCAACAAAAUGGAUCUCCAGACGCUACAGGUUAUGUGUAAGCUUCUCGGCCUGCAACCGUACAGCGUUCGUUCCCACGUGAUGCUGCAACUGCGGCACCAUAUCAACCACAUACAGCGCGAAGAUAGAGAGUUCUUGUGGGAAGGUGUGGACAGCUUGACGCACGAGGAGUUGGUUGAGGCAUGCAGAGAUCGUGGCAUGAAGUUUUACGGUACCACAGACGACGCGAUGCGGGAGCAGAUGCGGCGAUGGCUUGAAGUGUCGUCCCAUAGAGAUGUGCCGCCUAUCUUGCUGUUAUGGAGCCGCUGCGUGUCCAUGAUACCGGCUUCUCAAUUGCAGCCUACUGCUACAACCUCGACGGUAGCAGCAAGUGCACCAGCAACUGAGGCUGCAACAGCGCCCAGCAUUUCACUGGCUGCGGUUGCGGGACAGCGCGCUGCACCCGAAACGGCGGAGCAGCAGAAAUCGGAAGAAGCAGCAGCAGCUGCAGCAGAAGGAGAGAUGCCUGCUGCUGCCGCAGCAGAUGGUGAGCCUGAGACAGACAAGCUGCGCAAAGCAGCGAGCCUUGAGGCGAUGACAAAGCAGGUUGAGCUUCUGCGAGAAGAAGAAGAAUCGCUCAGGCAUAGCAUUUCUCUGCUGCAGGGUCUAGCCUUUUCCCCAGGUGCUCUUCUUUGUCUGCAGGAGGAGCGGGCGCAGCAGAAGCAAAUGCAGAAGCUUCAUGCGCAUCCCAGAGACGACGCCGAUGCAGGAGAGUGCCGAGAUACGGACUCUGCUCAGGUACAAGAGUCGGAGGAAGGUGUCCAGGGGGGGCCCCUGGCAGACAAAGGGGUCCAAGGAGGGCCCUCUGCGGAAGCUGAAGAUGACGCCACGGGGUCUGCGGAAGAGCGUGAACCUCGGGAUAUCGAAACCGAGCUCCGGUUGCUGCGGAAACUGACGGAUAUACAGCAUGAGCACGAGGAGAGGCAAUUUCACAUGUUUAAUCAAGUUCAAAUGGCCCUGGAGGCACUCAAAAGCAAGCUGGCUUCUCAACUCAGGGGCGUUGAAGUCGCGGAAGGAACGGCACAAGCAAAUGCAGCGGACGUAGCAGCAGCCGAAGAGUUGAAGCCGAAUCCCCAGGAGGUCCUUAAACAACAAGCAGCGGAAUUGUUACACGAUGAACUUCAUGAGCUCGACUUGCGUAUGGCACUGCUAGCCCAGGAGUUCGCGGAUGACGCGAAGGAGCUCGAGCACUUCAUGGCUGAUGCACGCAUGCCUGAAGAGGGAAUGUUGGCGUCAUCAAGAGCUAAGAACGCCGCGUGUGCCCUUCAUAUAUACCCGGAGAAAUUUAGCUCUUGUAACUCCAUGCCCAAGCCUCUGCCUCGUGUCUGCUGCUGUGUGCAAUUUCGCUACGCCAACCAAGAUUUCUGGUCAUGGGUAGCGUAUGUUUUUGCUGCCGCUGCUCCGCAGACGCAACCCAACACCGAGGGGGAGCCCUCGGAGGGGCAAGCACCCUUGUCGGAGGAUGCCUCUUUUUCCAAGGACGUCGCAGAUACGCAAAGUCCUCAAAGCCAGUCAAAGUAA